This is a messenger RNA of Conger conger (European conger), 2717 nucleotides long. It is a transcript of the gene sytl3, whose product is annotated as synaptotagmin-like 3. Lineage: Eukaryota; Metazoa; Chordata; Actinopteri; Anguilliformes; Congridae. The record is from RefSeq and is a predicted model, not a curated record. Gene Ontology annotation, cellular component: plasma membrane; exocytic vesicle. The transcript has 15 exons. Gene Ontology annotation, biological process: intracellular protein transport; exocytosis. Bases 166 to 1947 code for a protein of 593 amino acids. Gene Ontology annotation, molecular function: neurexin family protein binding; small GTPase binding.
UGGUUCUGCGGCUCUGCAGCCGUGCGGCAGAGAGGAGAGACGACGCAAGGUGACAGGACCCGGACGAUGCAGGGACUCUGCUCCCCGGUGCGAAUACGAUGACCUCGCCGAUACAGGGUCCAACUCCUCGCUCUGACCUCUGACCUCUGACCCCCCCCCGGGACCAUGGACCUCAGUGCCCUGGAGGGUCUGGAGCGCGAGAGCGUCCUGCAGGUUCUACAGCGGGACAAAGUCCUGCGCUCCCUCGAAGAGGAACGCAUCAGGAGGAUGAGGUCGGACCUGCAGGAGAUCCGGAGGAAAGGCGCUAAGAGCUUUGCACGGCAGUACAGCGAGCGCACGUGUGCCCGGUGCCAGAGGCCCCUGGGAAGGCUGUGGGACUCCGGGGCCACGUGUCGCGGCUGCAGCCACCGCAUCUGCAGCAAGUGCCGCAUCACCAGCCCCGCCCACGGGUGGGAGUGCACCGUCUGCCACGCCUACAGGGAUCUGAAGAUUAAGUCGGGCGAGUGGUUUCUGGAGGAGAGGGCCAAGAAGUUCCCCGGUGGUUUAGACAGACAUGACACCACCGGGGAGAAAAUACUGAAGUCCUACCAAAACUUCAGUCACAUCGCCAUUGUACCUCCAACUCCUCCACCCUUUGCUACAGUUCCAUCCUUCAACCGGUCAGGGGGGCUGCAAACAUCCAAACCUUUCACAAAAUCCAUGGAAAACCUGUUUGUGUCCCUGACGUCUCACAUAAAGAAAAUCUCCAAGUCUCAUAAUGACGUCACCGCGGACCCCGCUCUCCUGACCGCGGACUCCUGCAGCGUCUACAGGAAGGAGAGGCGGAGCCAGUCCGACACCGCCAUCAACUGGCCGUUUGAGGUGUGCACAGUGGAGUGCAGACGCCCCAGCCUGUCUGAGCUGCUGCGACAGGACAGAGCCGAGGAGGGGGCGGAGUCUAGCCCCGCCUACACUGACGAUGACACGUCUCCGGGGGCGGAGCUUCCCCUGGAUAAGAGGGGCAGUGUGGGGAGCAUCAGUGUUGGGGAUCUGGGCCUCCUCGACCCGAACGUCUGCAGGACAGGGGAGAUCGAGCUGGGCCUGGGGUACAGCCUCGGGACGUCCCGGCUGGAGGUCUCAGUGAGAGCCUGCAGGAACCUGCCCUUCGGGGACCCCAAGAGGAAGAAAUGCCACCCGUGUGUGAAGCUCCACCUGCUGCCAGACGGCAGUAAGCUGAAGACUGCGGUGAAGAGGAACACCACAGACCCGGUGUUUAACGAGACGCUCGAGUUCUCGAUGGAGCGCCCCCUCCUGGCAGGCCGGACACUGCAGGCCUCGGUGUGGCACUCCGGGACCCUGAAGAGGAGGGUGUUUCUGGGAGAGGCGCUCCUUCCUCUGGACGGCUGGAACUUUGAGGAGAACUUGACCCAGAGCGCCCGAUGGCACCAGCUCUGUCCCAGAACAAAGACGGCCGAUAUCGCUGUGGAGCAGCAGAACAGAGGCUUGCUGGUCAGAGUUAGAUUCUCCUCCUCCUCCUCAUCUCCCAGGCAGGAGCGCAGACCAGCUGACCAGCCGGAAGGAGGAACUGUCUUGGGCCAGCUCACCAUUCAGGUCACUGGAACCAGAAACAUGGUGGAGAAUUUAACCAAAUCACCCGGAUGUGUAAAUGUAUCCGUGAGAGGGCUCCUGUCUCUCCCUGGAGGACCACGGCAGUCCCAGGAGGCACUGCUGCAGGAGCAGGGCUCUGGGUCUCUCUGGAGUGGCAGGCUGGAGUUCAGCGCAGUACCGGCACCUGGCCUGCAGGGGGCGAGCCUGGAGCUGAGCCUGUGGGACCCCGCCCCCCAGGGCCCGAGGCCCCGCCUCCUGGGCACAGCCCGGCUGGAGGAAGCGUCGUCAUGGCAGCGAGUCCAGCAAACCCCCAGCACGUGGCAUGACUUUGGCCUGCCCGUCCAGGCCAGCGAAACCUGAGGGCAACAUUGUGCAGACGUUCAGAGAACCUGAGGGCAACGUUGUGCAGACGUUCAGAGAACCUGAGGACAACGUUGUGCAGACAUUCAGAAAACCUGAGGGCAACGUUGUGGGGAUGGUCAGAAAACAUGGGGGCAACGUUGUGGGGAUGUUCAGAAAACAUGGGGGCAACGUUGUGCAGACGUUACAUCAUCAACCAAGGGCAUAUUUUCCAGCUCGGUUUCUUAACUCCAGUCCUCUGGCCCCAUGUGCCAGAAGGUUUUUGUUGUAACCAGGAACUCACACACCUAAUUUAAUGACUGAACCAAUCAAACCACCAAAAAUGCCCAAGAUUAGUUAGAUCGGGCGUGUGAGUUCCUGGGUCCUGGGGACUGGAGUUGAGAAACUGUUCUCCAGCACCAAACCUGUGAGGACAUUUCAGCUGAAACAGAAAUAAAACCCAACGUCUGGCUGCAGAUCAUCAGAGACAGAGGCCAAUCAUACCCUCUGAAAUACCUCCAACCACCAAUCAGAGCCAAACCAUCUUGCCCCAGGACACACCCACCCCCUCUUCCCAAAUGUCGAAAUGUCGCCCUUCAAUGCACUUCCUGUCAAACAGAGGGAACGUUAUAAUCCUAACACACAAGUUGUCUUUUGAAUGAGCACAUCUGUCUGCUUGCUGCCUUUUUCCUGAAUGGGUUAUUUUGUUAACACUGCAUCUCUACCCUCUGUCCUGGCUGUUCCUACGCUAAUCUAAUAAAAUAAAAAUAAACUCUGUUCUGUCCAAUAAA